Molecule: messenger RNA, 3491 nt
Organism: Rhineura floridana
Lineage: Eukaryota; Metazoa; Chordata; Lepidosauria; Squamata; Rhineuridae
Gene: TRIM46
Product: tripartite motif containing 46
Exons: 10
Coding region: 82-2337 (751 amino acids)
Molecular function (GO): zinc ion binding; protein binding
Source: RefSeq, a predicted model, not a curated record
CGCGGCGUUUUGCUACCGCUGCCGGGGCAGCGCGGGGGUGCAAAGGCCGGAAAUCCCCUGUCCCCCACCCCGCCAGGAGUCAUGGCCGAGGGCGAGGAUCUCCACUCCUUCACGUCGAUCAUGGAUGCCCUCGUCCGGAUAAGCACCAGCAUGAAGAACAUGGAGAGGGAGUUGUUGUGUCCAGUGUGCAAGGAGAUGUACAAGCAGCCUCUGGUGCUUCCCUGCAUGCACAACGUGUGCCACAUCUGCGCCACUGAGGUCCUGCUACAGCAGGGCUACGUCUGCCCAGACCCCACUUCUGAGCCCACCUCACCGGCCUCCACACCAGCCACGCGAAGCCCCCGCCUGGGGCGGCGGGUCGUGCCCAAGCCAGAGCGCCUGGACCGGCUUCUCAAGUCAGGUUUCGGCACGUACCCGGGGCGCAAGCGAGGUGGCCUCGUGCACCCGCAGAGUGUGCUCUUCCCAUGCCCAUUGUGCCAGCGGGAUGUGGACCUGAGUGAGCGCGGCUUAGGCAGCCUCUUCCGCAACCUGACACUGGAGCGGGUUGUGGAACGCUACCGCCACACCAUCAAUGUCAGCGCGGCCAUCACGUGCCAGUUCUGCAAGCCGCCGCAGCUGGAGGCCACCAAAGGUUGCACCGAAUGCAAGUCCAGCUUCUGCAACGAGUGCUUUAAGCUCUACCAUCCUUGGGGCACCCAGAAAGCCCAGCAUGAGCCUACCCCGCCAACACUCACCUUCCGGCCCAAGGGUCUGACGUGCCCGGAGCACAGAGAGGAAGUGACGCACUACUGCAAGAGCUGCCAGCGCCUGGUCUGCCAGUUGUGCCGCGUUCGCCGCACGCACACGGGCCACAAGAUCACGCCCGUGCUCAGCGCCUACCAAGCCCUCAAGGAGAAACUGAUGAAAAGCCUGGCAUACAUUCUGAGCAAUCAGGAUACAGUUCAGGCCCAAAUUAGUGAGCUGGAAGAAACCCUUAGGCUCACCGAGGCGAAUGGCGCACAGGCCAAGGAGGAGGUGACGCGGCUGAUACGCGGCUUGAGCGCCCUACUGGAAGAGAAGCAGUUGUCCUUGCUCAAUGCCAUUGAGGAAUGCCGGCAAGAUCGCGUCUCUAACCUGCGCGCACAGUUGCACGAGCACAGGGCCAUGAUGGAGAACUCUGGCAUGGUGGGUUACACUCAGGAAGUGCUCAAGGAGACGGACCAGCCGUGCUUUGUGCAGGCCGCCAAGCAGCUACACAACAGGAUCAUCAGGGCAACCGACUCGCUCCAGGUGUUCCAUCCAGCAGCCAGUGCAACAUUCAGCCACUUCCAGGUGGAUGUCAGCCGGGAGCUGAAACUACUCACAGACCUUACCUUUAUCAAAGCGCCGGAAGCACCCGUGAUCGACACGCAGCGCACCUAUGCCUACGACCAGAUCUUCUUGUGCUGGCGCCUGCCGCAGCACUCGCCGCCAGCCUGGCAUUACACGGUGGAGUUCCGAAGGGCCGAGCCAAAGGGCAAGGCGCUCAAGCUGUGGCAGCGCCGGGAAGAGGUGCGCGGUACCAGCGCCGUUGUGGAGUACCUGGACACUGACUGCGUUUAUGUGCUGCGGGUCAAAGGCUAUAACAAGGCCGGGUUUGGAGACUACAGCGAGGACAUUUACCUGCAUACGCCACCCGCACCCGUGCUGAAUUUCUUUCUGGACAACCGUUGGGGCUUCAACCGAGAGCGCUUGGCGAUCAGCAAGGACCAGCGGGCAGUCCGCAGCAUCCCGGGGCUCCCCAUGCUCUUUGCCGCCGAGCGCUUGAUGACGAGCUGUCACCUGUCGAUCGACCUGGUGAUCGGGGACGUGGCCGUCACCCAGGGGCGCAGUUACUGGGCCUGCUGCGUGGACCCCAGCUCUUACCUGGUCAAGGUGGGCGUUGGGCUGGAGAGCAAGCUGCAGGAGUGGUUCCAGGUGCCCCAGGACGUGGUGAGCCCCAGGUAUGACCCCGACAGCGGCCACGACAGCGGCGCCGAGGACACCACCUUGGACACGGCACCGCCUUUCGCCUUCCUGACCAUUGGCAUGGGCAAGAUCCUCCUCUCCCAUGGUGUGGCACUGACCUCCCGAGACCCCGGCAACUGUACUGUCCCGCUGCCUCCCCGCGUGGGCAUCUGCCUGGACUAUGAGCGCGGCAAGGUGAUGUUUUUUGAUGCCGUCUCCUUCCGCAGCCUCUGGGAGUGCGGGAUCGACUGCUCGGGGCCUGUCUGCCCCGCCUUCUGCUUCAUCGGCGGCGGCGCCCUGCACCUCCAGGAGCUGGUGGCCAACCGCCAGGAGCGGAAAGUCACCAUUGGCGGCUUCUCCAAGCUGGAUUGAGAGACUGUUGGCGUCUCGCAGGCGUGAGACGGAAGCAGAGCCGAGGCAGCCCUUCCGGGGGCCUCCUGCGGGGCACGAGAACAGCUUUCCUCCCGCAUUCAAAACACGGCUCCAAAGGCAUGUUGAGAAGGGAUUUGGGGUGGGGUUGAGGGAUGGAAAUAAGCGGCGGAGACUGCCCAGGGCGUCUGAAACGGACACUCAUCACACCAGGCUGUAUUGAGAGAGCUGCCCUCCAAUGGCCCUUCCAGCGGAUAGAGACUCUGCCUUUUGAACAAGGGGCCUACAGCUGUGAUCCUGUCUAGAUCCUCUCCCCCCCCCCCCAGAAAGAAGCUUGCCACUGAGAUAUGGGGGGGAGGGACUGAGAGGAGUGUUGCUCCCACAAGCCGCACUGUGUGUGUGUGCACGGAGCUGGGUGGGAAUUGUCUUUCUGUGUCGUGUCCUUAUUUCUCUCUCUCUUGUCUCAGCAUCUCCCCAUUCCCUCCCCUGUCCUUGUGCCUUGCAGGGGGAGAAGGGCACUCCCGACUUCCUCUCCCUCCCCUUCCACUGCUCAACUGGGAUGUUCUACCCCAAAAACUCUUGAGGGGAAUCUAAUUUCCUGUCCCCCUGUGGGGCAGGGAUUUUGAUCUAUGACGGAGAGAAGGACAUUUUGUCUUGGUGCAUGGGUGAAUUAGGGAUGUUUUUAACGGCUUAAUCACAUGCUCAUUCCCUUUUUUAACUCUGAUUCAUCGCUGCUGCCCCCCCCAAAAAAACUUCAUCAACCCCCCUGGUGGGGUGAUUGGCACCUGUCGUAUCCCUCUCUCCUACAUGAGUCCAACUUUGAACUGAAAUUUUUUUAAGCCCCCCUCCCCGCGACUCUCUCAAUGCCUCACAGGUGUCCGCCUCUUUUUGGACUCAACCCCAUAACUUGUCUACAUGAUGUUGAAGUCUGUUUUCUAGUCUGUCUUGAGUUUCCUGAACUGUGGAUUUCUGGAAUUUGGGGGAACGGAAUUAAAGGGCUACGAAUGGAUUAAAUAACCCCUGGGGAAAAAAAUGACGGUCCUCGGGGAGAAGAGGGUGGUGGGAGGGAUAGGCCAUGGCAAUCAAAACUGUUUUUGAGCAGGUUUAGAUUUUAUAGCAUAGAUCAGCCUGCUUGCUUCCAGGUUGUUGUGAUAUAA